CCUCACUCCCCCAAGCCCAAACCUGGCGCCCUGCAGCGCCAUCAGCGGCAAUAUCUUCCUAUUUGAGGGACGGCUCUUAUUAAUCAGAAACGCUGAAUGGAAACCAAUCAGAUAGAGAGUUCCUUUGCCUUCAGCUUCCUGCCUGUCUGAGUUAAAAGUGAUGCUCGAAGAGAAAGCCACACUGAGAUGCAUGAAGAUUCAGCUGUGAAGAUACUAUAAAAAGAGAAGAGAAGGACCGAGACAGAAGCAACAACGGAACUGUCAGUGCGGAGUAGGGCUAAACUCAGUUCCAUUGUUAAGCAAGGAAAAACAAACAAUACAUUGAAUUUGACAACCCGCUGAAGUUGCAGAUAAUGAGGACUUACCAUUGUAUACUAUUAUUCAUCUGGACCUAUAUGUUCCAUACAGUUGACACCAUCCUAUUACAAGAAAAACCUAACAGUUAUUUAUCAAGCAAAAAGAUAGUGGGUCUGACAAAAGAUGACGGUAAAAUGCUACGUCGCACCAAGCGUGGCUGGAUGUGGAAUCAGUUCUUCUUAUUGGAAGAGUACACAGGUACUGACACACAAUAUGUAGGCAAGCUUCACACUGACCAAGAUAAAGGAGAUGGAAAUUUAAAAUACAUACUAACAGGAGAUGGGGCUGGCAGUCUAUUUGUUAUAGAUGAAAAUACAGGAGACAUUCAUGCUGCAAAGAAACUAGACAGAGAAGAAAAAUCUCUGUACAUUCUUCGUGCCAAGGCUAUAGACAGAAAAACUGGGCGGCAGGUGGAACCGGAAUCGGAAUUUAUCAUUAAAAUUCAUGAUAUCAAUGACAAUGAGCCAAAAUUUACAAAAGACUUAUACACUGCCAGUGUUCCUGAAAUGUCUGGAGUCGGUACAUCUGUUAUACAAGUAACUGCAACAGAUGCAGAUGACGCCAACUAUGGAAAUAGUGCCAAAGUGGUCUAUAGCAUAUUGCAAGGACAGCCAUAUUUUUCAGUGGACCCAGAAUCAGGCAUAAUAAAAACUGCAUUACCAGACAUGAGCAGAGAAAAUAGAGAGCAGUACCAGGUUGUUAUACAGGCCAAAGACAUGGGUGGCCAGAUGGGAGGCCUUUCUGGAACCACCACAGUGAACAUCACACUGACAGAUGUCAACAACAACCCUCCUCGAUUUCCCCAGAGUACGUAUCAAUUUAAUUCUCCUGAGUCUGUACCUCUUGGAACUCAUCUUGGAAGGAUAAAAGCCAAUGACCCUGACGUGGGGGAAAAUGCAGAAAUGGAGUAUAGCAUUGCUGAAGGAGAUGGUGCAGACAUGUUCGAUGUCAUCACUGACAAGGAUACACAGGAAGGGAUUAUAACUGUCAAACAGAAUUUAGAUUUUGAAAAUCAAAUGCUCUACACUUUAAGAGUGGAUGCAAGUAACACUCACCCUGAUCCACGAUUCUUACAUCUGGGACCUUUCAAAGAUACAGCUGUGGUCAAAAUAUCUGUGGAAGAUAUAGAUGAGCCUCCUGUGUUCACUAAAGUCUCUUACUUGAUAGAAGUAGAUGAAGAUGUAAAGGAGGGCAGUAUCAUUGGACAGGUUACAGCAUACGAUCCAGAUGCCAGGAACAAUUUAAUAAAGUACUCUGUUGAUCGGCAUACUGAUAUGGACCGUAUUUUCGGCAUUCACUCAGAAAAUGGUUCUAUUUUCACUUUGAAAGCCCUUGACCGGGAAUCAUCUCCUUGGCAUAACAUCACUGUUACAGCCACAGAAAUAAAUAACCCAAAACAAAGUAGCCACAUCCCUGUCUUCAUCAGAAUUCUAGAUAUAAAUGACCAUGCUCCGGAAUUUGCCAUGUAUUAUGAAACAUUUGUUUGUGAAAAUGCAAAACCUGGGCAGUUGAUUCAGACUGUCAGUGUCAUGGAUAAGGAUGACCCUCCCCGAGGUCACAAAUUCUUUUUUGAACCAGUGCCAGAAUUUACUCUCAAUCCGAAUUUCACCAUUGUAGAUAAUAAAGAUAAUACAGCAGGAAUCAUGACUCGGAAAGAUGGCUACAGUCGCAACAAAAUGAGCACCUACUUAUUGCCGAUUUUAAUCUUCGACAACGAUUAUCCAAUUCAAAGCAGCACUGGUACACUCACUAUUCGUGUGUGUGCCUGCGAUAAUCAAGGAAACAUGCAAUCCUGCACCGCAGAAGCCCUGAUCCUAUCAGCCGGCCUGAGCACGGGAGCUCUCGUUGCGAUUCUACUCUGUGUCCUCAUACUGCUUAUUUUAGUCGUGUUGUUUGCUGCAUUGAAGAGGCAAAGAAAAAAGGAACCUCUGAUAAUUUCAAAAGACGAUGUCCGGGACAACAUUGUGACCUACAACGAUGAAGGCGGCGGGGAAGAAGAUACCCAAGCUUUUGACAUUGGCACAUUAAGGAAUCCAGAGGCAAGAGAAGACAGUAAACUUAGACGGGAUGUAAUGCCUGAAACUAUUUUUCAGAUAAGGAGGACUGUGCCUCUGUGGGAAAAUAUUGAUGUACAAGAUUUUAUCCAUCGAAGAUUAAAAGAAAACGACGCAGACCCAAGUGCACCUCCAUAUGAUUCGCUGGCAACGUAUGCCUAUGAAGGGAAUGAUUCCAUAGCAGAUUCGCUCAGUUCUUUGGAAUCUCUCACAGCUGAUUGUAACCAAGAUUAUGAUUACCUCAGUGACUGGGGGCCUCGUUUCAAAAAACUUGCCGAUAUGUAUGGGGGUGAUGAUAGUGACCGAGACUAAGAGGAUUGUUUGACUUAAUCAAUAUUAGUGGAAGUACUGUCUAUGUUAUUAGAUUGAGUGGCCUGCAUUCUCUUCCUGGGAGGAAAUCUUUCAAAAAUUGAAAUUACAAACAAUACGUAGGUGUUGUCAAGUAGGGAUUUGCUUAAUCAGUAAGUCUUUGUGAAUGAAUACGAAUGAUACAGAUUUUUAAAAAAGUAAUAACCAGUUCACCCUCUUUGCCUAACAGUCUCAGAAGGAAAAUAUAUCACAUCAAUAAUCAAUAAAAAUAAGUAAAAGGCUUUUUGUGCCUUUUCUUAGGUAUAAUAAUUUAUAAAUGUUUUCUUAACUGACUUUCAGUCACCUUUACAAUUAAACUAAAUAUUGUGCAACCGCUUUGUAAAUUAAUAUGAAGAAGAUAUAUCCCUAAUGAAAUAGGAAUGACUAUUACUGCCAUAUUUAUUUAGUUGAAGAAUGUCUUUGUGUUAAUUCAUUCAUAUUUUUAUAAAUGUAUAUUUAUAUUUUUGUAUUUUUAUGAAAUAAACUAGUAUUUAUAAAACACAUUUCAUUUUAUUUAAUUCCUAGAGGCAGAUCUGAUCUCAUUUAUAACAAAAAUGUUUUACACCUUUAAAUGUAAAACAUGAUUCACUCAGGGAAUAAGCAGUUCAGAAACUACUGCAUGGAUUUGGACCUACAAUGUAGUGAAACUAUAAAAUAGCUUUGGUACAAAUUGUUAUUUUUCCGUUUCAUCACUUAAAUAUUGACUAAUGUUUAUAGAACCACUGAUGUCUAACCAUCAAUAGAG
Molecule: messenger RNA, 3504 nt
Organism: Gorilla gorilla gorilla (western lowland gorilla)
Lineage: Eukaryota; Metazoa; Chordata; Mammalia; Primates; Hominidae
Gene: CDH9
Product: cadherin 9
Exons: 12
Coding region: 354-2723 (789 amino acids)
Biological process (GO): calcium-dependent cell-cell adhesion; cell-cell adhesion mediated by cadherin; cell migration
Cellular component (GO): catenin complex; adherens junction; plasma membrane
Molecular function (GO): cadherin binding; calcium ion binding; beta-catenin binding
Source: RefSeq, a predicted model, not a curated record